CCCGGCCGGGCACAUCCCGAUCCCGCUCCCGCUCCCGCUCUCCAGCCCCAGCCCGGGCAGUGCCGCCGGAGCCGCGGAGCGCUCGGAGCGGGCGCCGCGCUCCCACAUCCGCACACGCCGCCUCCCGCAAGCCCGCGGGGGCAGCGCCGCCCGAGGGACAGCCGGCGCGUUCCCCGGCGCAGGAAGUGGCCGGUCCCGCCCGGAGCGGGGCCGCGGCCGCCCCGCCCGCCCCCGCGCCCCGCGCGCCGCAAGAUGCCGAAGAAGAAGCCCGGGCCGAUCCAGCUGAACCCCGCUCCCGAUGGAUCCGCCGUGAACGGCACCAGCUCUGCCGAGACGAAUUUGGAAGCCCUUCAGAAGAAGCUGGAGGAGCUGGAGCUGGAUGAGCAGCAGCGCAAGCGCCUCGAAGCCUUCCUGACCCAGAAACAGAAGGUGGGGGAGCUGAAGGAUGAUGACUUCGAGAAGAUCAGCGAGCUGGGAGCAGGGAAUGGUGGUGUGGUCUUCAAAGUGUCCCACAAGCCCUCUGGGCUCAUCAUGGCAAGGAAGCUGAUCCACCUGGAAAUCAAGCCAGCCAUCAGGAACCAGAUCAUCCGGGAGCUGCAGGUCCUGCACGAGUGCAACUCCCCCUACAUCGUGGGCUUUUAUGGGGCCUUCUACAGCGAUGGGGAGAUCUCCAUCUGCAUGGAGCACAUGGAUGGUGGCUCCUUGGAUCAAGUACUGAAAAAGGCUGGGAGAAUUCCAGAGCAGAUCCUGGGCAAAGUCAGCAUCGCGGUAAUAAAAGGACUCACAUAUCUGAGAGAAAAGCAUAAAAUAAUGCACAGAGAUGUUAAACCCUCUAACAUUUUGGUAAACUCUCGAGGUGAAAUCAAGCUCUGUGACUUUGGUGUCAGUGGACAGCUGAUAGAUUCCAUGGCAAACUCCUUCGUUGGCACUCGCUCCUACAUGUCUCCAGAAAGGCUCCAGGGAACUCACUACUCCGUGCAGUCAGAUAUCUGGAGCAUGGGGUUGUCCCUGGUAGAAAUGGCUAUUGGCAGGUACCCAAUUCCCCCUCCUGACUCCAAGGAGCUGGAAUUAAUGUUUGGCUGCCCCGUGGAGGGGGAUUCUCCAGUCACAGAGACCUCACCCAGGCAAAGAGCACCGGGUCGACCGAUGAGCUCCUAUGGACCGGACAGCAGACCCCCCAUGGCAAUCUUUGAACUCCUUGAUUACAUUGUCAACGAGCCACCUCCAAAACUGCCCAAUGGUGUUUUUGGUUCUGAAUUUCAAGAUUUUGUUAACAAAUGUUUAAUUAAAAAUCCUGCUGAGAGAGCCGACCUGAAGCAGCUGAUGAUCCACGCUUUCAUUAAGAGGUCUGAAGCAGAGGAGGUGGAUUUUGCGGGGUGGCUUUGCUCCACCAUCGGCCUUAACCAGCCCAGCACCCCCACACACGCCGCCGGAGUCUGAGCUGGGGCAGCAGCUCCCGGGCUGUCCCUGGGGACAAAGAUGCUAUUCCAGUCCCAUUCCCUCAGCUUGUACCUGUUCAAACAUGUAUUUCACCUCUUAAGGAAGAAUGUCUUGAUAGCAUGUGCCAAAUGGUUUUCAACUUUGUCAUAAACUAAUUGGUAUCGUUUCGGGUCCCGUCCGUUCACCGCCCAAAACGUGAGCUGUGUGAGUUCAGUGCUUGCUGAUUUUAGGUGAUUAUGGAUAUUCUUUCUUAAUGAAAAUAUCACUGGGGGAGGGGGUUUGCCCCCCCAGCUGGUUUGAACUUUCUCAAGACUCUUUGUAAAUCGUUGGUACUUCAAUCAUGCUUUCCCUGAUCUCCCCCUGCAGAACGGGAUAGGGAUGCUCCCAAACUGUCUGUCGAGCUUUGCUGCUGCCCAGCUGUACCUGAAAGUUAAGCCUAAGGGUUCCAAUUGUGCUGUUUGUUCAGAGAUCUCUCUCUUUCCAGGUGAAGAAGGCAAGAGCUCUGCAUUUCUUGGAAUGUACAGGGCAAUAUUCUAAUUGUAGACUUGUUCAUAUUUCUAUAUUUAUUUUUCGAACAUAUCAUCAUCCUUGGGUUUAGUGAUGUUUGUCUUUCUAAUUGAUUUUUAAAAGUUAGUUCUUGGAAAUGUCCUAUGGAAUCAAGACAAUGAUCCAAGCACUUUGCUUUCUUUUAACCUAAAGAUUCAUGACAACUGUGUUUAGUGUCUAAAAUGUAUGAAGAUCCUCUAUUGUUUUAUUCUCUCAAGAUGUUUAGCAAUGGGUUCUCUUAAUAAAUAUAUUAUCAAGUAA
Messenger RNA from Pseudopipra pipra, 2247 nucleotides. It is a transcript of the gene MAP2K1, whose product is annotated as mitogen-activated protein kinase kinase 1. Gene Ontology annotation, biological process: protein phosphorylation. Gene Ontology annotation, molecular function: protein kinase activity; ATP binding. The transcript has 11 exons. The record is from RefSeq and is a predicted model, not a curated record. Lineage: Eukaryota; Metazoa; Chordata; Aves; Passeriformes; Pipridae. Bases 253 to 1440 code for a protein of 395 amino acids.